This is a messenger RNA of Cryptosporidium muris RN66, 1191 nucleotides long. RefSeq names its product GTP-binding protein, putative. Gene Ontology annotation, molecular function: ATP binding; ATP hydrolysis activity; GTP binding. Bases 1 to 1191 code for a protein of 396 amino acids. Gene Ontology annotation, cellular component: cytoplasm. The transcript has a single exon. Lineage: Eukaryota; Apicomplexa; Conoidasida; Eucoccidiorida; Cryptosporidiidae. The record is from RefSeq and is a predicted model, not a curated record.
AUGCCACCCAAAAAACAGACUCAAGAGGUCAAGAUCUUGUUGGGACGUCCUAAAGGUAAUCUAAAAAUGGGUUUAGUAGGACUUCCUAAUGUAGGCAAAUCUACAACUUUCAAUCUCCUAUGCAAGCAAGCUGUACCAGCAGAGAAUUUCCCUUUCUGUACAAUUGAACCUCAUGAAGCACGGAUGAAUGUACCUGAUGAACGUUUUCGUACUUUAUGCAGAUAUUUCAAGCCUAAGAGCGAAGUUCCAGCAACAUUGACAAUAUUUGAUAUUGCAGGUCUGGUACCAGGAGCUCACAAAGGUGAAGGAUUAGGAAAUGCAUUUCUAUCUAAUAUACAAGCAGUAGAUGGGAUCUAUCAUGUUGUUCGAGCAUUUGAGGGCGAUGAAAUUGUCCACACAGAAGGAGAAGUUAAUCCAGUUAAAGAUAUUGAAACUAUUAGUAAUGAAUUAAGAAUGAAAGAUUUAGAAAGAGUUGAAAAACUUAUUGUUGAAUUAGUUAGAAUUACUAAGGAUGGUACAGAUAGGACUAAGAAGGAACAGUGUAACUCUCUGCAGAUACUAAAGAACGUGUUAACAUAUCUAGAAGCAGGAAACUGGAUCAGCAAUAAGAGUGACUGGAAAUCUAAUGAAAUUGAAGUACUGAAUGAACACCAAUUCCUUACUGCUAAGCCUGUUGUAUAUCUUGUAAAUUUAUCAGAAAAGGACUAUAUCCGACAAAGGAAUAAAUUUUUACCUAAAAUAGCUGAAUGGGUUAAAAAUAAUAUUGAUGGUUGCAUCAUUCCAUAUAGUGCUGAAUUUGAGUCAAAACUUGUCGAGUUCACAACUGAUAAAGAGAAAACUCAAUAUAUCAAAGAUGUGGGAGCAUCUAAAAGUAUGAUAGAUAAAAUUAUUAAUACUGGUUACUCAGCUUUAAAUCUUCUACACUACUUUACUGCUGGUGAGGAUGAGGUGAAGUGUUGGACAAUUAGGAAUGGUACAAAGGCUCCUCAGGCUGCAGGAAUUAUUCAUUCAGAUUUUGAGAGAGGUUUUAUUUGUGCCGAGGUGUACAAAUAUAAUGACUUAAUUGAACUUGGUUCAGAAGCAGCCAUAAAGGCAGCUGGGAAAUAUAUGCAGAAAGGAAAAGAUUACAUAGUUGAGGAUGGAGACAUUAUAUUUUUUAAAUUUAAUGUAACAAACACAUCUAAGAAAUGA